AUGGGAAAGUCGAAACGAAGUGCCGACGACGAGGAAGAAGGCGUCGUCCUUGCCGCUGCCAGCAAGGUUCUGAGGGCAUUCAGGACCUGUUUGAGCAACUUCUCCUUUGACAAGCCGCCGGAACCUGCCGUUGAGGUGGUGGAGCUGCUGCAAGACAUGAAAAUCACCCCUCGCCUGGUUGUGCAGUUCUUCAAGACUUUCAAGCAGCUUAAGCGGUACGACUCCAUCACCUUGCGGGUCGGGCCAGAUGAAGUCAGCACAGCAAGUAUGACGAGACUGGUCAAGAACCAUCGACAGUGGGUCGCCAAGAUCAUGAUACUCCUUCUCGAUUUGGCUGGCUACAAGGACACAGUCACGUGGGACGGCUUCCUGUACGUCACCAUGCAGUUCUGUGCCUUGUCCAAGCUGGAGCUCUGUCAGGUCAUGUUCUACGUUGUGUGCAAGGAGAUGAAGAGUUGGACUGUGCACUAUCUCACGAGCAGCCAGCUCGAAGAGUUCUAUGAUGACUACUACACUUGUCCAGUACAUGCCUUCAACACGAACUCCAUCAACUUCGCCAAGCUUCCCCUGGCAAAGUUCCGCAUUCAAGACUUCAUCGAGCUUUGCUACAGAUACAGCCAACUCAUCAAUCCGUGCAUGCACUUACAGAGAUCCUUGCAGCAGUCGCUGCCGUCGCUCCGGUUCUGGUCAAACUAUGACAAGAUCAAGGUGUAUAAUCGCCGCAUCACCAUUGACUUCUUUCGCUUCCAGAAGGUUACCAGCCUGUUGGAGCUUAUGCGACGGCAUGCCGGCAGCGGCCUUGGACCUGUGCAGCAGCACCGCCUAGCUGUCAUGGAGCAGUUCAUGGUGCUGGAGAAGUCCAACCCAGGCUUUAAAGAUGAUAUCGAGAAGUUCAAGGCUGCUGUGUUGAAGGCAAUGGAGAAGUGCCGUCCCACAAAGAGUGGAAUCCUUCCUUUGCCUAUGGGCGUGCAUCCACCCGCCAAGACCAGGCUUGUAAGGGAGAUGCGCUUGCCAGAGUGGAUGCACCGCCACCUCGAGACCAAUCAGGCGCCAGGAGUACACGGUGGGCACGCCCUGGGGCAUGCUGCCCAACUGGAAGCUAACAAUCAGGAGAAGGUCAUUCCAUCAAUGGCACUCUCCCAGAUGCCGAGGUCCGUCGAGGAGGCAGAGGCCUUGGUCCGCUCCACGUUUGGCGAAAUUGCGACGAGAAGCAAGAUCAAGCAGAUUGCAGCGAAUCUUUUCCAGCAUGCGGCCAAGCCACCAAGCGAAGACAGCAGACUGAAGUCCGUAGUUCGAAGCCAGGAGCUGGAAUUCAUCCGCAUGAGUCGUCAAGACGUUGAGCCUCCAAAUCUUGUUCGAACGAUGCAGAGGCUGUUCCAAGAGGAGCUCAUGGACAGAACGCCCAAGGAAGCCGCCAUCUGA
Molecule: messenger RNA, 1422 nt
Organism: Symbiodinium natans
Lineage: Eukaryota; Dinophyceae; Suessiales; Symbiodiniaceae
Source: the annotation of a GenBank genome assembly